Molecule: messenger RNA, 2427 nt
Organism: Myxozyma melibiosi
Lineage: Eukaryota; Fungi; Ascomycota; Lipomycetes; Lipomycetales; Lipomycetaceae
Product: barren protein
Exons: 3
Coding region: 1-2427 (808 amino acids)
Biological process (GO): mitotic chromosome condensation
Cellular component (GO): condensin complex
Molecular function (GO): chromatin binding
Source: RefSeq, a predicted model, not a curated record
AUGGCUCGUCAACAACAAGUCCCUGUCGCGGGUACACCUAGUUCCUACCGUUCGUCAUUAGGUUCUCGGAGGAAAAUCAGCGGACUUGCUUCUUCACCUGCAAAGUCGAGAAACUCCAAUCUUGCCGAUCCGCUGACUCUGAACGACGACAGCCACGAGAAAAGGAUGCGCAACAGCUCUCGUCGAACUGCUGUUGAUGAGGCCAACAGAAGCAUCAUUGCAGCUGCAACUCCUGCGAAUAGAUCUCUAUUAGAGAGUGAUUCUGCAGAGAAUACUCCCAAAGUGCCGCUUUUAUCCAAUUUCGAGGAAUGGAUGAAGCUCGCCACCGAUAAUAAAAUCAACGCCUCCAAUAGUUGGAAUUUCGCGUUAAUCGAUUACUUUCACGAUAUGUCUCUGCUGAAAGAGGGUGAUGGCAUCAACUUUCAGAAGGCGUCAUGCACUCUUGAUGGAUGUGUUAAGAUCUACACAUCCCGCAUUGACUCGGUCGCUACAGAAACUGGAAAGCUUCUCAGCGGUCUUACAGAUAAUGCAUCCAAGCAAGCUGCCGCUUCUUCCAAGGAAGCUGCAUCGGACGACGAGGAUGACGAAGAACAGGCGACCUCCAAAAAGCCAAAGCGUCGUCCCCACGCAGACAACACUCUAGUCAAAGACUUUGAGGCUAUUCAGAUCAAGAAACUUGACUUAGAAGUUUCCAUCGAUCCCCUUUUCAAAAAAGCUACUGCCGACUUUGACGAAGGCGGUGCCAAGGGCAUGCUUCUCAACCAUCUAUCGAUUGAGGGAAGUGGACGGGUUGUUUUCGAUACCAACACCGAUAUCAAGCAUGAUUCAUUUGAGUUGGACGCCGAAGAGAAAGACCAUGGGCCCUCUAAGGAACUCGAUCUAUCAGCACUGAAAGAACGCUAUUCUAGUAACCUGCUGGUUGAUAUCAAUGAGACAUACAUAAGUCCAUCCUUGAAAGACUUUGAGUUUCCGGAUGAUUCAAACACGGUACCUGUCGAUAUUCCGUUUCUCAAAGAUUUCGAGGCAGCCGAGGACGACGUCUUUCCGCCAGCUGGUAGCAACGAUGACUAUGUCGCUGGUGGCGCCGACUUUGCAGAGGCUGAGGAGUACUCAAAUUCCAACCCAGCCGUUAAAGAAGAAUUUGGAAAUGGCGGUGACCUUUGGCUGGAGAAUAUUAGAAACGGAUCUCAGGUUCCCGAAUUUCACGACGACGACUACUCUGUCAAUCUGGAUGACUGGGAGGAUGAUGCUGAUGAUGCCCGGGCACCCGGUGCUUAUGUUCUUCAAUUUGCAAAGGAAGCUCAAACUAACUCUGCGAGCGAGUCCAAUGACAUCUUUGCAUACUUCGACGAAAGCAUCAAGAAGAACUGGGCUGGAACUCAGAACUGGAAAAUCAAACGUGUCAUGAAAGGGGCUUCCGACUCUAAGAAGCCAGCACAGACAAGACAGGUAAAGAAAAAGACAGAGCUUGUCAUCGAUUUCAUCGCUCCCAGUGUGGAUGAGGAGAGUCUAUUUGAAUCCGGCAAUCCAAGCAGCAUUCAGCUUUCCCGAUCGCAUUGGAGAUCUGAAACGAGAAACCUGCUACCCGACGAUAUCAACUUCAACUCAAAGAAGCUUUUGCGACUAUUCUUGAAGCCUAAGGUCCAGCUCCGCUUCAUUAGCUCUCGGGACGCGAAAUCGAGAAGUAACAACGGUAUGCUGCUACGUGCGGAUACCGAUGUUCUUGCUGGUAAUUCCGAAGGGACCGCUAGAGGAUUGUAUGACGACGAUGGAGACUAUCUCAGACUCGGUGAUGGCGAUGAUGAGUCCGACACUUUGCAUGGAGCAAACUACGAUGCCGACUUCUUCGCGGAACCUCUAGAGGAUGCAGGAAUUGAUGCCACCGAACAUCCCGAGCCUCAAUUUGUCGAUGCAGUUGAUGAUCUAUAUAUGCUCGAAUCUCAGACAACCAGGACUGGUGCGGAUCCAGAGAAUAGCACUAUGGUUGGUCAGGAUAUUUCGAUGUACCCUGCCGGCAACCAAACCGAAAUCAGAGACGAGACCGAGUAUGAAUUUGGAAGCCAGCUUGUUCUUAGCAACAACCGGUCGUAUAAAACAGACUUUGUUAAAUAUGCUCGGGUGGCCAAGAAGGUGGAUGUCAAAAGGCUGAAGGACAGUCUAUGGACAAAACUUAACACCGAAGAAUUCGAAGCAGCAGCCAAAUCGAGUGAUCGGACAAUUGACUCUGAAGAGAAGCAGUUCUCAGAGCUGGUGGAGGGAUUGACAGACAUGUAUCCUUCCAAAGCACUUGCCGAUAUAUCCACUAGUUUUUGCUUUAUUUGCUUGCUUCACUUGGCUAAUGAGCGUGGAUUGGAAAUCGACAACAAUGCUGAUUUCUCGGAUCUUGCUAUCAGAAAAGUCCCCGAUGUUGAAAUCGAACAAUAUUAG